UAACCUUGGUGUGAGCCAGUUGAGCGGCUGGAGAGAAGAGCGAGAGCCUGAACAGUACGGCGGCGGAGGAUCAGCGAUCGCUGGAGUGAACAUGGCGGAGACCGUACGCUCGCUCUUCGACUACCGGGAGACACACUGCCUGGACAGCGACGGAGAAGGCAUCAAACCGACACCGCCACUGCGGGGGCGCGGCUGUGGAAGGAAAAGGAAAGGGACACCCGUGAAAGUCUUUGUUACACACACUGAGGAAGAGAGCAUGCCUGAACACAGCUUCAGCCCAGGUGAUCGUAGAGAAGCAGUAGAGAAUAAACGGCCCAUGCUGGACGGGCCUUUCUUCAACACAGACCCUGCUCCUCACAACUGUGGUCCAUCAGUGCAGGCUCGUGACAAAGUCUCCACCGGAUCCAAGACCAGCUCCUGCUCAGCCUCUACCCCAGCUCUAGCUCCUGCCGCUUCCUGCCAAACCCCAACACCACUCCCUGCUCCUGCCCCAGCCACGACGACUUCAGCUCAGGCCCCGUCUCUGACCCCUGCGUCCACAGCUCCGGCUGCCCCGACGGCCUCUGCUCCGGCCCCAACAGCCAGCUCAUUCCCCCCCUCCCCUAACUGCCGCAUCCGUGAGGUCCACUGUGGCAGCCAGGUGCGGCUGGUUGUUAUCGCCAUCCGAGACAUUACCAAGGGGGAGGAGAUCACUGUGGACUACAGCCUGACAGAGUGGGGAGAGAACUUGGGUUUUCGUGGUACUGUGUCUCCAGCGCAACACGAGUGUAACUCUGACACCGAGAAUAACAACAAUAUCAAAAAGGAGGAUGAGCCUCUCUCUGUGACAGCCCAGCAGCAGCAGGAGUACGUCACCCCCUCUUGGUCCCUCUCCCCCUCCUCCUCCCCCAUCUCCCACUCUGACGCCAGUGACUCAGAUGCUGGAGAUGAAGACAACGCUAGCCCCCGCGGGCGGGCACAACGCCGGCGCAAGAAACGGCGUAGCACUCCAUCAAAGAAAAAGACCCCCCAUCGGACCCCACCUGGACGGCCGCCGCCGGUCUCCCCCAACAGCAUUCCUCAUUACAACCGAGCGCUUCCUUCAUCCCACCCUCCAGCACAGUCCUCCCCUCCCUGCUCGUCCUCCCCUCCCUGCUCGUCCUCCUCCUCUCCAGCUAAGCCAGUGUUCAAAGCUCCGGCUCCGCUGGGUUCCAACACCAAAGGCAAUGUCAACAUAAAGGUGCCCAAAGGAGGAGUGUCCAUAGACGCCAUGCGCCAAACCUGUGAGUACUGUGGACGCCACUUCCGCUCCCUGGGUCGCCACUUGGACAAGCACCAUGCCCACCAACCAGAAGUGUGCUCGGCCCUGGUGGAGCGCUACACACAGAUGCCCCGUCUGCAUGCACAGAACACAAACCCUACCACAGCUCACACACACACGCCGCAGCACUCAAAGUCAUCACAAACGGCGGGACAGAGCCGCAGUUCAGAUAUUCCACAGAUUGGCAUCCAGGACCUCUCCAUGCCUCCGCCCACUCUCACAGCAGCUAACCAAUCCCCUGCCUCCUCUGGAAAAAACUCCAGCCCACCUGUGCUGACUCCUCCACGAGGACAGAACGCAAUGCCGGUGUCUGUCCUAAAGAGAAGCCCGCCCCCUGUGGUUGUGACACAGUCCAGGAUGGCAGUAAUGAAGCUAAAGACAGAAAGACCGGAGGAGGAGGAGGGAGAGGGCGAGGAGAACGAAGAUGAAGACGAUGUGGAGGUCGUGGAGGUAAAGAUGCCCAAAGAGGAGGAGGAUGUUGAGGUGGUGUGCCCUCAGCAAUUCAGCAGCAGGUUGGCCAAAGAGAUGGAGCCACCAAAAGAAGAGGAAGAGGAGGAGGAUGAGGAAGAAGAGGAAGAGGAGGAUGAGAAUGAGAAUGGAGUGAUGGAGGUGGAAGAUGAAAGUGGGACAGAGGAUAAGGAAAAGGACUUGCUGAGUGGUUUGGGGCGUCACCACUUGCUGCCCCUCCUCUCGUCCUUGUCCUCUCUGGUGCUGUACCUCCGUCGGCUGCAGCAUUCUGCCUUCCUGUCCCUGUCUCGGCAGCUACAAUCAGCCGAGGCCUGGCGCCUUCUCUGCCACUCCAGCCUGGCUCUCCUCAUCCUGUACAACCGACGACGUGAGUGUGAGGUCUCCAAGCUGUCCAUCAGCGAAUAUCGCGCUCGCAUCACUCCCCAGUGCCCCGUUCCUGUCCCACCUGGUGCCCCUCCAGCGCUCACUCCACUGGAGGCCUCCCUGUCCCCCUUUGAGCGCCUGGUGCUUCCUCACCUCCCUAGAGUAGGGGUCCAGGGUAAACGUGGACGAGUCCAGCCCCUCAUCCUCCCCCCUCACUGCGAGCCCUGCCUGGAGCUCCUCCUGCAGACACGGCAGGAUGUGGGAGUUGACCCCACAAACCCGUAUGUCUUCGCCAGGCCAUACCACUCCCCCGCUACACCACUGCGUGGUACUGACCUCCUCCGUAGCCUGGCCCGCUCAAGCGGUACCCGCAAUCCCCGUGCCCUGACCCAGACCAGGGUUCGCCGGCAGGUAGCUAUACUUACCCAGCUGCUGCUACUGGGAGAAGGAGAGGAGCCCGGGCAGCCUGGAGGUAGUGCUGUGGAGAGGCUGGAACACUUCCUGGAGAGGGAAUACCAUGUGACACAGAACUGUGCCGGAAUUGGCCAAGACCCAGGCCUGAUGGGCAGAGUGGGCAGAGUGGUGCUUUGUGGAGAGAGAGAUGGAGUGCUGUUCAGAGGAAUGAGCCUGAACCACAUCUGCCUGGAGCUGGAUGUUAUGUCAGGAAACUCUGCAGACUCAUACUCAGAGGGAGAGUCUGAAGGGGAGCAGGUGAAGGAGAAGCCUGAGGCGUCCCCCCCUGCUCCUGCUCCGAAUCCAACACCUACCCUGCUGUAUGUCAGGAAGGGCAAGAACAACGGGCGGGUGGGACGACCCAAGAAGCUCAAGAACUCCCAGCAGCCCCCUCCACCUGCUCCACUUUCACCCACAAACCGCAAGAGAGGCGCAGGUCAGCCCAAAUCAGGAAAGCGAGGCGUCCUGAAGCGUCCCUGGUCAGAGGCGGAGCGUGCAGCAGUCGAGGAGCACUUGACCCAAAACAUCACUGAGCUUCGAGUCCCCGCAAAGGCGGACUGUGAGCGCUGCCUGCAGCAGUGCCCCCUGCUGGUCAGCAACCACCGCGACUGGCGAGCCAUCAAGUUCUACUGCCACAAUCGCAUUCAGCUGCUGAAGAAAAACCAGCGGCGUGAAAGUGAUCCCCUGCCCCUCACUGUCUGCUGAAGGAAGGGGCUCGAGGGUGUCUGGCGCGGUGCAGCUAGUCAGAGCAGAUUCUCAAAUGGUCCCGCGCUGCCUGCUGAGAGGACGGUCCUAAAUUUCACUCUUCUGGUAGCUGGGUUUGUUUUUGACAUUGCUUCCAAUUUGACACCUGAUGGCAUUUUUAUUUCGAGCCAUACAAGAACAGAAAUCUGGAUUAACGUUUUUGCUGCUCUACUUUAAGGUCUUAAAACAUGACACUCUUCAUGGUGUUCCUGGUUUGAGGGUUUGUCAAAGGCAGUGCACUUGGACGGGUGCUGUUUGGGACUUGCCUUGGGGGACUACAGAGACCAUUACACUGGUGGCAGACAGCCUGUGUUGUGUUGUAUAUGGACAUUUUUUCUCUCCUUUCAAAUCAGAUACACUAAACUGAAAUGUAAACAAGGGAGGCAGUUUUGCCCUACAGUGUUGUUAUAUGAACGUCGUGAAGUAGCAUUAGUGUUUUAUGCACUUGGAGACGUUAAUAGGACAAAUGGCCUAUGCUUGGGUCACACUUUUCUUAAUAGCGGCUUUAUAAUUAGAGUAGGCCUAACUACUACAAACCUAGAAGGAUAACCAGAUCUUUCCUCAUCCAAGCUAGUUCUCCUUUUCAUACAGCUGACUGUGCAAUUCUGACAAUGGUUUCAUUAUAUCUGGACCAUCAUUUACAUGUAAGGUACUAAGUGGUUAAUGACUUUUGCAGUUCUUAUGAAGUUUUCUUUUUAUUUUUAUUUUGAGUGGAAUACAAUAUUACAAUGUAUGGAGAUGAUAUUCUGACAAACUCCAGAGUGUGGGUUUCAUGAGAGAGAUAAUUAAAUGGCCUCAGAAUGUUGUGAAGUUACUUUCGGAUACCUAAGAUGUUCAGUUAAACCACAAAGUCCAGAAACACGAAAACAGUUCGGAAACCCGUAUUCAAUAUGUCAACGUCUACAAUUGUUCCUCCUGUUCCCAUUUGCUGUUGUUUGUUGUUGUUGUUGUUGUUUUUCUGCCUGUUGCACAUUCGUUAUUGUAAGGAGUAGAAAAGGUGCUAUAGGCCAAUAAGCUGGAUAUCACUUUAUAUGUGGAGAGGAGAUUUCCCUUGGUUGUGUUAAAGUUUCUUAAAGAGUGGGCAUUUAUCAGAGUGAUCGUUCUGUCGCCACGUUUGUCACGUUUGUCUUUUCCAAUGGCUAGAGCUCCUUCGGUCCUUUUCCAGCCACACUACACGCAGCUCGACCAUGUUUUUGCUUUCUCUUCGUGUUGCUGAAAAUCUGCGUCCAUCAGACUAAAACCUCCAUGAAACCUCAAGACAGAUACUUGAAGUUAUUUAAACCUUUUGCAGAAUAUUUGUUCUUUCUUGCUCUAGCCUUGCCAGUUACAUUGUACAUAACAAAUGUAUUAUCAUUAUGCUAACUGGUUGUUUGUUCUAGGCCAUAUGUAGCUUUUUCCAUUUCUGAGUUAUUGCUAUCUGUAAAUAAGCCUGUUUGUAAAUACUCCUCAGAGAAACAAAGAAAAAACACAAUGUAUGACAUGCCUUGGUUAUUGUGUUAUGUUUUUUCUUUUUUAUAAGUCUUAUAAAAAUGUAAAGCUCUA
Messenger RNA from Sander lucioperca (pikeperch), 4870 nucleotides. RefSeq names its product serine/arginine repetitive matrix protein 1. The transcript is spliced from 9 exons. Lineage: Eukaryota; Metazoa; Chordata; Actinopteri; Perciformes; Percidae. The record is from RefSeq and is a predicted model, not a curated record. The coding region runs from base 92 to 3289 and encodes 1065 amino acids. Gene Ontology annotation, molecular function: protein binding.